Hyaena hyaena (striped hyena) is the source of this 1545-nucleotide messenger RNA. It is a transcript of the gene PTGES, whose product is annotated as prostaglandin E synthase. Lineage: Eukaryota; Metazoa; Chordata; Mammalia; Carnivora; Hyaenidae. The record is from RefSeq and is a predicted model, not a curated record. Gene Ontology annotation, cellular component: membrane. The transcript has 3 exons. Gene Ontology annotation, biological process: prostaglandin biosynthetic process. Gene Ontology annotation, molecular function: prostaglandin-E synthase activity. The coding region runs from base 168 to 629 and encodes 153 amino acids.
GAACUUUCUCCUGCGCUGAGAGUGGGCGUGUGCUCAGCACAGACAGGCCUCCCGGCAGGCUCUCCCCGCCUCCUCCUCCCCCCCCCCCCCGCUCAAAGGCAGAGCCACACACGCCUGCGCUGCCGUCCCCGCCUGCCCCAGAGCUCGCGCCUGCCCUGCCCACGGAGAUGUCUGCCCCUGUCCUGGCGCUGGCCAGCGGCCAGGCGCUGCCAGCCUUCCUGCUCUGCAGCACGCUGCUGGUCAUCAAGAUGUACGUGGUGGCUGUCAUCACGGGCCAAGUGAGGCUGCGGAAGAAGGCGUUUGCCAACCCUGAGGACGCCCUGAGACACGGAGGCCCCCAGUACUGCCGGAGCAACCAGGAUGUGGAGCGCUGCCUCAGAGCCCACCGGAAUGACAUGGAGACCAUCUACCCCUUCCUCUUCCUGGGCUUCGUCUACUCCUUCCUGGGGCCCAACCCCUUCGUCGCCCGGAUGCACUUCCUCAUCUUCUUCCUGGGCCGCAUGGUGCACACCGUGGCCUACCUGGGCAAGCUCCGGGCGCCCACCCGCUCCCUGGCCUACACCCUGGCCCAGCUGCCCUGCGCCUCCAUGGCCCUCCAGAUCGUCUGGGAAGCAGCGCGCCACCUGUGACCAGCGGCUGCCAAGGGCUCAGCGGGCAUGAGCCACUGUGACUGUGCCUGGGGGGGCCGGGCGUCCCCUCCAGAUCGUGCUUGCCCCGGGAACCUGGUUUCUUGGCGACCUGCUGAGCUCGGGGUCCCGGGCACCGUGGGCACAUGUGUGUGCACACGCACGUGGGCGCGCGUGCCUCGUGGAUUUCGGGGUGAAGUGACUGCCUGGACCAUGUAGCGACGGUUCUUGAAACUGACAGAACAUCCUUCCGCUCAAACACCAGCGCAGGAAAAGCCACAUUCCUUCUUCGUCCCUGAGAGUGAGGGAGACCCAGUUCAGGUUCCUAAAGAAAAUGAGCGUCUGGAUGCAGGGCUGUACUAAAUGCAAACUUUGAAGACCCCCCCCCCUUCCCGAGAUUCCAAUUCAGCUAGUUUAGAGGGGAACCCUAGGCAUCUACAUUUUUAUAAAGGUCCCCCGUAUCCCAACGAUGGCCGGGCCCGGAGCCACACUGCCAAGUCCCCUCAAGAAGCAGGACCCCGGACGGGGUGGGGUGUGAUGUUGCAACUUCUUUUGUGGUGGGAGUUUGGCGAGGUGGGGGUGGGAUUCCAUUCCUUGGAGCCUGUUGACACUCCCCGUGCUCAGUCUUCAUUCCUCUGCUGGAUCCUCCCCCACCACGUGCAGGUGCCGAGGAGGGGCCCACAGUGAGGGUCGCUGCUCUUCCAAAGCAGUUAGUCUCUCCUAAGGGCCAUAGAGCAGGGAGAAUGGGCCUUGAAUGACGAACCACUAAAAGGAACUGUCUGGCUCCUUCAGUAUCUGCAAGAUUUGAAAACCACAAAUGUGCACCCCUGUGUGUCUCCUAGACUCUUGUUCUAAGAUGUGUGUGGCUUUAAUCAUUAAAUGGAAGGGUCUGUCCGGCUCAGCCCACACCCCCUGCAAA